CCCCUCCCCGGACUCGAGCUCACUGGAGGUGUGUGUGCGAGUGAGAGUGUGAGUGUGCGUGAGCGCAGUGCGUGGAUCAGCAUGGAGACUCCACACGCCAACUUUGAGGGGGGAAACUGGAUUUAAUUCGUUCGCCGUGGAGGAGCAGCACCGAGGAGCGAUGAAGCGGGAUUUGUUGCUCUUUGUUUUCGGGUGGUUCAAACUCCCGUGGCUCGUGGAUUGUUUCGUGGUGCAUGUGAGUGAGGAUGCGGGACCGGGCACCGCGAUCGCCGAUCUGGAGAGAAGAAGCGCCGCUUGCGCACUGGAGCAGCUCAUCCUGCCGCGCUUCGCCGAGAGUUUCCUGCGCCCGGAUGCGGGCGUGCUGACUCUUUCGGACGCUUUGAACUGUGACUCGGUUCUUUUGAACCCGUUCAGCGUGUACGCGGUCGUGGACUGUGCGGAUAACGCGUCGGGUUUCAGACACCUUGUAACCAGUCAGUAUGAUGUGCACGUUCACGGGAAGAACUGCGUAAGAGAACGCAAGCGUGAAGAAAAGCUGGAUGUGGAGAUUAUAAGUUUAACAGACACUUCAAAGUGCCGCGAAGCGGACACUGCUGUUUUCCGGGUGUUUGAUGUGUUACCGGGCAACCCGACGCGCUGUAACGUGACCGGCACUUCAGCGCUUUAUAUCUCCAACGGGCUGCUGUUUACUUCAGCCCCGCUGUGUUUCACUCGCGACUCCUUGCUGGAGUUUCAACUGCGCUGCGUGGGACGCGAAAAGGGCGAUUACGCGCAUGCGCAUUGGCGCGUGGGCCGCGGCCCGUUCACGCAAACACACCUGAGGAAGUUGCUACAGCAGGCCGCGCGAUCAAACUCAGGCCUGCUGAGCAGGAGGAGGAGGAACGUCAACAAUAACCCUCAGUUUCAACCUCCCAUGUAUCAAGUGUCCGUUCCGGAGAAUCAACCAGCCGGGACUUUUGUUGUUGUUUUAAAAGCAGUUGACCCGGAUGAGGGUGAAGCCGGUAGGCUCGAAUAUUUCUUAGAGGCUCUGUUUGAUAGUCGAUCCAACAACCUCUUCACCGUUGACCCAUCAAACGGAGUCGUUUCUACUGUGGAGAUACUAGAUAGAGAAACAAAGGACACGCAUGUGUUUCGGGUCACGGCGGUCGAUCACGGAACGCCACGGCGUACGGCCAUGGCUACUCUGACGGUAACGGUCAGCGAUACCAACGAUCACGAUCCUGUCUUUGAGCAGCAGGACUAUAAAGAAAGCGUACGUGAGAAUCUGGAAAUCGGAUAUGAGGUUCUAACCGUGCGCGCGACGGAUGGCGACGCUCCCGUUAACGGAAACAUCCUUUAUCAUUUGCUGAACAACAACGGAACUAACGACGUGUUUGAGAUCGAUUCCCGCUCUGGCGUUAUUCGCACACGAGGACUGGUUGACCGCGAAACGGUCGAAUCCUACAUCCUGCUCGUUGAAGCCAACGACCAAGGACGCGAUCCUGGUCCUCGCAGCGCGACGGCGACCGUCCACAUUAUCGUAGAGGACGAUAACGACAACGCUCCUCAGUUUAGCGAGAAGCGCUACAUCGUUCAGGUUCCUGAAGACCUGACGCCGAACACUGAAAUCCUGCAGGUGACGGCGACGGAUCAGGACCGUGGAAACAACGCCGUUGUCCAUUUCAGUAUCAUGAGCGGCAACACGCGAGGACAGUUCUACAUCGAUGCCCAAACGGGCAAAUUAGAUCUGGUGAGUCAACUGGAUUACGAGAUGAAUAAAGAGUACACGCUCCGCAUUCGAGCACAAGACGGCGGACGCCCUCCACUUUCCAACAUCAGCGGCCUCGUCACAGUACAAGUACUGGACAUUAACGACAAUGCUCCAAUAUUCGUCAGCACGCCAUUCCAGGCUACGGUGCUCGAGAACGUUCCAGUUGGAUAUUCCGUCAUCCACAUUCAAGCUGUAGACGCCGAUGCUGGCGAUAACUCCCGUUUGGAAUAUCGUCUCACAGAGACGACACCUAACUUCCCGUUCACCAUAAACAACAGCACCGGCUGGAUUGUCGUAGCAUCGGAACUGGACAGAGAAAGCGUAGACUUCUACAGCUUCGGAGUCGAAGCGCGAGAUCACGGAACGCCGUCCAUGUCGUCAUCCGCUAGCAUCAGCAUGACUAUUCUAGAUGUCAACGACAACAACCCUGAGUUCACGCAAAAGGCCUACUACAUGCGGCUGAACGAGGACGCGGCCGUAGGAACGAGCGUCGUCACAGUGUCCGCCAUCGAUCAGGAUAUCAACAGCGUGGUGACGUAUCAGAUCUCGAGCGGGAAUACCAGAAACCGUUUUUCUAUCACCAGCCAGAGCGGCGGAGGCUUGAUAACGCUCGCUCUACCGCUCGACUAUAAGCUGGAAAGACAGUACGUCCUCACCGUCACGGCGUCCGACGGCAUGCGCUUCGACACGGCUAAGGUGUACGUCAACGUCACGGACGCCAACACGCACAGGCCGGUUUUCCAAAGCUCUCAUUAUACGGUCAACAUAAACGAGGACCGGCCUGUUGGGACGACCGUAGUCAUGAUCAGCGCAACGGACGAGGACACGGGCGAGAAUGCACGAAUUACGUACUUUAUGGACGACAGCAUCCCGCAGUUUAACAUCGACUCGGAUAGUGGCGCGGUGACCACGCAAAUGGAGCUGGACUACGAAGACCAAGUUUCCUACACGCUCGCCAUCACGGCACGAGACAACGGCAUCCCGCAGAAAUCCGACACCACCUACUUGGAGAUCUUAGUGAAUGACGUGAACGACAACUCGCCUGUAUUCCUGCGGGAUCGUUACUUGGGAUCAGUCAUGGAGGACAUUCCCACGUUCACCAGCGUUCUGCAAGUGUCCGCGACCGAUCGAGACUCGGGGCUCAACGGACGCAUCUUCUACACCUUCCAAGGUGGAGAAGACGGAGACGGCGACUUCAUUAUCGAGUCCACGUCAGGCAUAGUACGAACCCUGCGACGACUUGACCGUGAAAACACGCCUGUUUAUAACCUCCAAGCUUUUGCGGUGGAUAAAGGCGUUCCGGCGCUCAAAACGCCGGUUGAAAUCCAAGUGACCAUUUUAGACGUGAACGACAACCCGCCUGUGUUCGAGAAGGAUGAGUUCGAUAUCUUCGUGGAGGAGAACAGUCCCAUCGGGCUCGUGGUGGCCCACAUUUCUGCGUCAGACCCAGACGAAGGCAGCAAUGCUCAAAUCAUGUACCAGAUCGUCGAAGGCAACAUCCCGGAGGUCUUCCAACUGGACAUCUUCUCCGGCGAGCUCACCGCUUUGACCGACCUCGACUACGAGACGCGUUCGGAGUACGUCAUCGUGGUCCAGGCCACGUCCGCGCCUCUGGUCAGCAGAGCCACGGUCCACAUCAAACUUAUUGAUAAGAACGACAAUGUCCCCGUCCUUAAGAACUUCCAGAUUAUUUUUAACAACUACGUAACCGACAAGACCAACAGCUUUCCCUCGGGUGUUAUCGGCCGGAUCCCGGCUCACGACCCGGACGUCUCCGAUCAGCUCCACUACAGCUUCGAGGCUGGAAACGAGCUGAAUUUGGUGUUUCUGAACCAGAGCACCGGAGAGAUCCGACUCAGCCGAGCCCUGGACAACAACAGACCGCUGGAGGCGUCCAUGAAGAUCUCCGUCUCGGAUGGCGUUCACUCGGUGUCGGCUCAGUGUCUGCUGCAGGUCACCAUCAUCACGGACGAGAUGCUCUCCAACAGCAUCACGCUGCGAUUGGCCAACACGUCGCAGGAGCGCUUCCUCUCGCUCCUAUUGGCUCAGUUCCUGGAGGGCGUGGCCCGCGUCCUCUCGGCGUCCCGCGAGGACGUGGUGGUCUUCAACAUCCAGGACGACACGGACGUCAACGCCGGCAUCCUGAACGUCAGCCUGUCGGUGGCCGUGCCGGGCGAGGGCUCGCGGGGUCGCGGGGUCAGUCCGGCCCGUCUGGGUCGCAGCAGCGGAGGCGAGGUGGAGUUCUUGGGGUCGGAGGAGCUGCAGGAGCGCCUGUACCUGAACCGCAGCCUGCUGGCGCAGAUCUCCUCGCAGGAGGUGCUCCCGUUCGACGACAACAUCUGCCUGCGCGAGCCGUGCGAGAACUACAUGAAGUGCGUGUCCGUGCUGAAGUUCGACAGCCUGGCGCCGUUCGUGGCGUCCGACACCAUCCUGUUCCGGCCCAUCCACCCCAUCGCCGGGCUGCGCUGCCGCUGUCCGCUGGGCUUCACGGGCGACUACUGCGAGACCGAGAUCGACCUGUGCUACUCCAAACCCUGCGGUGCUCACGGCGUCUGCCGCAGCCACGAGGGCGGAUUCACCUGCGAGUGUCUCCACGACUACACAGGUGACCGAUGCGAGAUCUCCUCGCGUUCCGGCCGCUGCGCCGAGGGCGUGUGUAAGAACGGCGGGACGUGUCUCAAUCUCCUGGUGGGCGGCUUCAGGUGCGAGUGUCCGCCCGGAGGCUUCGAGAAGCCCUUCUGCCACAUGAGCUCCAGGAACUUCCCUCCGCAGACCUUCAUCACCUUCAAGGGCCUCCGUCAGCGCUUCCACUUCACGCUCUCGCUGUCGUUUGCGACUCGAGAGCCUGACGGUCUGCUGCUGUAUAACGGACGCUUCAACCAGAAGCACGACUUCAUCGCUCUGGAGAUCGUUAACGAGCAGAUCCAGCUCACGUUCUCCGCAGGAGAAACACAGACGACGGUGUCGCCCUUCGUCGCGGGCGGAGUGAGCGACGGGCGCUGGCAUACGGCACACGUGCACUACUACAACAAGCCUGUCCUGAACCGCGCCGGUCUCCCUCAGGGCCCGUCCGAUCAGAAGGUCGUCGUGGUGACGGUGGACGACUGCGACUCGUCGGUGGCGCUGCGCUUCGGUCACGUGAUCGGAAACUACUCGUGCUCCGCCCAGGGCAGCCAAUCAGGAUCCAAGAAGUCUCUGGAUCUGACGGGGCCGCUGCUGCUGGGCGGCGUUCCGAAACUUCCCGAGGAGUUUCCCGUCCGGAACCGGCAGUUUGUCGGCUGCAUGAAGGACCUGCGCAUCGACCAGCGCCACAUCGACAUGGCUGGAUUCAUCGCUAAUAAUGGAACGCUAGCUGGAUGCUCUGCAAAGCGUCAUUUCUGCAGCACUAACCCGUGUCUGAACGGCGGCAGCUGUGUGAACCUGUGGGGUUCGUUCCGAUGCGACUGUCCGUUGGGAUUCGGAGGUCGAAACUGCGAGAAAGCGAUGCCCAACGCGCUGCGUUUCCAGGGUAAUGGUUUGUUGUCGUGGCGGGAUCUGGCUGUCGUGGUAACGGUUCCGUGGCACCUGGAGUUCAUGUUCCGCACACGGCAGCCAACGGCGACACUGAUACACAUCAGUUCAGCGCAACAACACAACCUCACCAUACAGCUGAGGGAGGGUUACGUGUUGACGUCAGUCCAGCGCGGCGAGGACUCCACCGUGUCUCGUGUUGAUGAUGUCACAGUGUGCGACGGCCAAUGGCAUCACGUGAUGUUGGAGCUCAGAGGCCCCGCGACUGGCAGCAUAACGGCGGCGCUGACCCUCGAUCACGGCCUGUACACGUCGUCUAUGGAUCUGGACUCUAAACUGAAGGGUGUUAAACUGAAGACUGUGAGUGUCGGCGGAAUCACAGACGGAAAGAAUAAUGUCAUCAGUGGAUUCAGAGGAUGUGUUCAGGGUUUGCGUCUGGGAGAAUCCACCUCGGCUCCCGUGUUUCCCAGCAUGCAUCAGGCUCACGUAGUAAACGUGGACUCGGGCUGCAGCCUGCCGAACCCCUGCGUGUCGAACUCGUGUCCCGCUCACAGCGACUGCAGCGACGACUGGGACGCACAUUCAUGCAGAUGCCACACCGGUUACUACGGCAACAACUGCAGCGACGCCUGCGCUCUGAACCCCUGCGAGCACCAAUCAGCAUGCAGCAGGAAGUCAAGCUCCGCCCACGGAUACACGUGUAACUGUCCCAGCAGCUACUUCGGCCAGUACUGCGAGAAAAAGACGGAUCUGCCGUGUCCACGCGGAUGGUGGGGCGAUAAGUCAUGUGGUCCGUGUAACUGUGACACGGCUAAAGGAUUCGACGCCGACUGUAACAAGACCAGCGGCGCGUGUCGCUGCAAGGACAAUCACUACCGGCCUGUGUCGAGCGCGGCGUGUCUGCUGUGCGACUGUUACGCGGUGGGCUCGUUCUCGCGCGCGUGUGACCGGGACAGCGGUCAGUGUCCGUGUAAGCCGGGCGUCAUCGGUCGUCAGUGUGACCGCUGUGAUAACCCGUUCGCUGAGGUCUCGUCCAGCGGCUGUGAAGUGAUCUACGACAGCUGUCCGCAGGCCAUCGAAGCGGGAAUCUGGUGGCCGCGAACCAAGUUCGGUUUACCGGCGGCCGUCUCGUGUCCGAAAGGAUCCAUCGGAACUGCGAUUCGUCACUGCGACGAGCACAAGGGCUGGCUGUCGCCGAACCUCUUCAACUGCACAUCUGUGAGCUUCAGUAAACUUAAGACACUGUCGGAGCGUUUGGCGCGCAACACGUCUUUGAUGGACUCCGGUAACGUCCAGCAGACGGCGGCGUUGCUGAGUAACGCUACGAAGGACACGAGACAGUUCUACGGCAGCGACGUGAAGAUCGCGUAUCACCUGACGCGUGCAAUACUGCAGCACGAGAGCAGCCAACAGGGCUUUAACCUCACCGCCACACAGGACGUCCUGUUCAAUGAGCACCUGAUGCACGUGGGCAGCGCUAUCCUGUCGGCGGACACGCGCGGACAUUGGGAACUCAUCCAGCAGACGGACGGCGGGACGGCCACGCUCCUGCGACAGUUUGAGGAAUAUACGAACACGCUCGCGCAGAACAUGAGGAAGACCUACCUGAGCCCCUUCACCAUCGUCACGCCCAACAUCGUCAUCUCCAUCGAUCGCUUGGAGAAGAUGAAUUUCGCCGGCGCUAAACUGCCGCGUUAUGAGUCUCUGCGCGGGCCACGCCCACUCGACCUGGAGACGGCCGUCACUCUUCCCGACUCCGUCUUCAUCCCCGCCCCCGAAGGCAAAGGUCAGCGGCACCACAGCGAGCCAAUCGCGGAGUCCGGCGGAAACCACACGGCCAGUCGGAAGAAACGGCACCCGGACGAGCGUGAGCAGGACGCCAUUGCCAGCGUCAUCAUCUUCCACAGUCUAGCAGCACUGCUGCCGGAGCGAUACGACACCGACAAGAGGAGCCUCAGGGUUCCCAAGCGUCCGGUCAUCAACACUCCAGUGGUCAGUAUAACGGUUCAUGAUAACGAGGAGCUGCUGCAGCACACGCUGGAUAAACCCAUCACGGUGCAGUUCCGCCUGGUGACCACUGAGGAGCGCUCUAAACCCAUCUGUGUGUUCUGGAACCACUCCAUAAUUGCUGGCGGUCCGGGCGGCUGGUCUUCGAAGGGUUGUGAGGUGGUCUUCAGGAACAGCACACACAUCAGCUGCCAGUGCUACCACAUGACCAGCUUCGCUGUGCUCAUGGACAUCUCACGCCGAGAGAACGGAGAGAUCCUGCCGGUGAAGCUGAUCACGUGGAGUUCGGUGGGUGUGACUCUGGGCUUCCUCUUCCUCACCAUCGUCUUCCUCACCUGUCUGCGUGCCGCGAGCAGCAACAAGACCAGCAUCGUCAAAAACGGCGCGUCCGCGCUCUUCAUCGCGCACCUCAUCUUCAUCCUGGGCAUCAGUCAGGCGGAUAACCCGUUCCUGUGUACGGUGAUGGCCAUCCUGCUGCACUUCUUCUGGCUGUGCGUGUUCUCCUGGCUCUUCCUGGAGGGUCUGCACGUCUACCGCAUGCUGAGCGAGCUGCGCGACAUCAACUACGGCCCCAUGAGGUUCUACUAUCUGAUCGGGUGGGGCGUCCCGGCCUUCAUCACGGGUCUGGCGGUGGGACUGGAUCCCGAGGGCUACGGGAACCCGGACUUCUGCUGGCUCUCGCUCUACGACACCCUCAUAUGGAGUUUCGCGGGUCCCAUUGCGUUUGUGGUGUCGAUGAACGUGUUCCUGUACAUCAUGGCGUCGAAAGCGUCAUGUUCACUCAAGCAGAAGAGCUGUGAGAAGAGAGACGUGCCGGCGGCGGGUCUGCGGACGGCGUGUGCCGUGUUGUUCCUGGUGACGGUGACGUGUCUGCUGGCGCUGCUGUCGGUCAACAGCGACAUGAUUCUCUUCCACUAUCUGUUCGCCGGAUUCUGCUGCGUUCAGGGGCCGUUUAUUUUCUUCUUCCGUGUGGUGUUUAAUAAAGAAGCGAGAGACGCCAUGCGCUACUGCUGCAGCAAGAAACGACCCGAUCACAUGAUCAAAUCCAAACCGUCCGCGUUUAUCUGUAACAGUAAUUUUGUGGAUGGGCGUCUGUACCAUCUGCCGUUCGCCGAGUCGAGUGUGUCUCUGAACGGAACCCAGAGCAGCAAAACCCAUCAGAACUACAUGCCCUUCAGCCUCCGAGGAGACGAGCUAAACAGCAGUCACCUGAGUCUGAGUGAACACAACACACUGUUCAAAGACAAAGAGCAAAGAGCAGAUACCGACUCAGACUCUGACAGCGAUCUCUCGGAGCUGGAGGACGAUCAGAGCGGCUCGUACGCGUCCACGCACUCGUCCGACAGCGAGGAAGACGAGGGCGAGUUCCCGCAGGAGGAAUGCUGGGAGAAUCUGGCCACCAGCGGCUCCAACAAACCUCACGACGCAUGGGAGGGUGAGACAGGAGCAGCAGACGAGCGUCUUAAGGUGCAGACGCUGUCCAAACCUGAGGACAGAGCAGAGGAUCAUGGGAUGGAAAACCUGCUGCUGCUGCUGCCCAGUUUACCAAACACCAGCACACAGCCGCACAAAGGAAUCCUCAAGAAGAAGCAGCUGUCGCCCAUCGCCGAGAGAAACGCCAUCAACCGCAUACACAACCAGCUCUCUGGAGACUCCGCCUCCUCACGGGGCCCCUCCUCCAACGAGGGCAGAGGGGGCGGGGCUAGGCUGGGACAUCUUAAUGGGGCGUCCACGAGCGGACUGACGAAAAUGCUCGACAACGACUCGUCCGAAUCUGAGUAA
Messenger RNA from Labeo rohita (rohu), 9049 nucleotides. RefSeq names its product cadherin, EGF LAG seven-pass G-type receptor 2 (gene celsr2). The transcript is spliced from 32 exons. The coding region runs from base 161 to 9049 and encodes 2962 amino acids. The record is from RefSeq and is a predicted model, not a curated record. Gene Ontology annotation, molecular function: G protein-coupled receptor activity; calcium ion binding. NCBI's taxonomy places the organism in Eukaryota, Metazoa, Chordata, Actinopteri, Cypriniformes, Cyprinidae. Gene Ontology annotation, cellular component: plasma membrane. Gene Ontology annotation, biological process: homophilic cell-cell adhesion; cell surface receptor signaling pathway; G protein-coupled receptor signaling pathway.